CUUGUGUCGCUGCAGUGCAGUCUAUUCCCAACAGUUGAUGGGUUCUCUACCUGACAAUAUUAUUUUCAAAAUUAAACCUGGAAAAUAAGGCUUACAGAUCUCAAUCUCUAAACCUAAUCUGUGAUAGUUAGACCCAUAGGUCAGUUAGAGUUGUCGAAAGGUCUUAAAAACUGAAAAUGUGAAUGUGGCUGAUUGUGUAGAUUGCUGAUAGAUAGAUAUCUUGUUCUGUAUAUAUAUACAUCCGUAUAUAGAUAUAGAACACACAUAUAAGCUUUGUAAUGGUGGUCCGUGUACCGGAGCACGGCUCCAGGGCGGUGGAGAUGGAGGAGGGGAUAGAUGGAAUGGAAUCUCCUCUUGAUGUCUUAUCUCGAGCCGCAACUAUGGUCGAAGCUGUCAAUACAUCGUCGGCUAGAACGCCGGGCAGAGUGCUAGAGACCUCAACAACUAGCACGCCGGGCAGAGAAGAUACAGAAAACUCACCUCCGUCACAGGUGACCGCCCGUCGAAGCAGUUCCUUUAAGGAGGUUCAUCCUAAGUUUCGUAAACACUCUGCCCCUGAAUACCUGGCCCAGGCGGAUACAGUCAGAUCUAUUAAACUCAGCAGACAAAGCUCACUAUCGAGUUCAAUCUCGUCUAGCUCAUCACAACAUUGUUCCUCUAGUCAUACCACCAUAUCAGAGUAUUCGUCCAACCUGGCCGAUUCAUCAUUAAUAUCAAAUUCAUCAUUGGACGAUUCUAGUCCAAUGGACGACACACCUUUAGAUUUUUCCCUAAAGAAACGCAGUUCCCCCUCUCCUCCGCCCCCCUACCGGUAUUCAAAUCCUCUCCGCCAACAUUCUCCGCAAGAGCACCCGCCGUUUCUCCGCCUCGACUUCAUCAGAGCACAGCUCCGCCAUAUGUUUUCCCGGUGUUCAACCCUCCGCCAUAUCCUAGAAGCCCCUCUCCGCCAUCUCCCGCCGCCCGCCCGCCACCGCCCAGCUACGAGGCAGCUAUGGCAGCUAAGCCCAAGUCGCCGACGAUAUGCCGGCAAAUCCCAACUACCAAUCCAACCUUUCUUACACUCAGCUCCCGACCUAUACCCUCCACCUUCCCCCUAUCUCCGCCCCUACAGAUAAAGCAGGAGGGGGGUCUCCGCCCCCUGGUUCAACCUGUACCCCUGGUCCCUUCUUAUCUUCAUGAGGAUCUUGGAUCAGAGAAUAAGGAG
Eurytemora carolleeae is the source of this 1204-nucleotide messenger RNA. RefSeq lists its product as uncharacterized. NCBI's taxonomy places the organism in Eukaryota, Metazoa, Arthropoda, Copepoda, Calanoida, Temoridae. The coding region runs from base 279 to 1115 and encodes 278 amino acids. The transcript has 4 exons. The record is from RefSeq and is a predicted model, not a curated record.